GGAAGCAGAGGGGCGGCGGUUCCGCUGCGCGGCGGCGCGGCCUCCCCGGAGCCGCCCGGCCGGCGCGGCAUGAGCCCGCCCUGAGAUGGCGGCGCCAUGCCGGACACGGACGCUGCAGGUGGUGGACACGGAGUUCAGCGCGGACGCCGUGGAGUGGUGCCCGGUGGAGGGCUGGCACAGCAUCCUGGCCUGCGGCACCUACCACCUCCGCCCGCCCGCCGCGACUGACUCCCGGGGGAGCAAUGGGGCCUGUGACCGGACCGGGCGCCUCUACCUGUAUCACUACAACGAAGAGCAGCCCUACAUCCCGCUGACAGAAAUCCAGAGGAUUGACACGGCCGCCGUCCUGGACAUCAAAUGGUGCCACGUCCCCGUUGCAGAACAUCCCAUGGUUGGCAUUGCAAACUCGACAGGUGCCGUGGAGUUUUGCCACCUGACUGGAAGUGAGAAGAACAGCUGCAUGUUGGAGCCAUGCUUCAGGGUCGAUCUUGGCGCACAGUGUCUGGCCUUGUCCUUAGACUGGUCCACUGGACGAGAGCAAUGUGGAUGUCCUUUGAGAGUGAUCAGCAGUGAUUCAGAGGGGAAGCUGAAUCUUUUCUCCAUAGAUGAAUCUGCUCCUUCUGUGCAUGUCCUGAACCAGUGGGAAGCUCACAAAUUUGAGGCCUGGAUUGCUGCUUUUAAUUACUGGGACACCGAUAUUGUGUAUUCAGGAGGAGACGACAGCCUGCUGAAGGGCUGGGACACCAGGUGCAGUCCAGAGACUCCUGUCUUCACCAGCAGGAGGCAUUCAAUGGGUGUGUGCAGCAUUCAGUGCAGUCCCCACCGGGAGAAUCUUCUGGCUACUGGCAGCUAUGAUGAGCACGUGCUGUUGUGGGACACCAGGAACAUGAAGCAGCCGCUGGCAGACACCCAUGUUGAAGGUGGAGUUUGGAGGCUGAAGUGGCACCCAACCUGUGAUUUUGUGCUGUUAGCAGCCUGCAUGCAGAGUGGAUUCAAAAUCCUUGACUGCCGUGGAAGCAUGGCGGAAAACAUGGAAGAAUGUAUCAUCCUGUCAUCCUAUGUCCUGCACAAUUCCUUGGCCUAUGGGGCUGACUGGUCAAGGCUGUGUCCGAGGGAUUCCUUGGCUGCAACACAGGACUCUGCUGCUGCAUGCCAGUCUUCAGAGGAGCUUGUGGGAAGAUCAGAGGAAGAUGAGAGACUGAAUUUGCAGGUGCAAAACCUGAAGAUAAUUUAUGAGUCUCCUACAGCUACUUUUGAUGUAAUACUGGAUGAGGAGAGUGAAGGCCCUGCCUUGCCACUCAAAGGAGAGAGGGACCCGAAGCUGUCUGGGGAUUCUGACCCGGUUAGGGGCUCUGGUCUAAAGGGAAGUUUAGGUUUGGUUGGGGGUCCAGAUCGAGGGGGAGAUCCCAGGUCAGCCAGCGGUUCUGACGCAGGAGCUAAGAGACCCAACGGAAUGGGCCUGGACAGAAGUGGGGAUUCAGGCAGGUCUCUAGACAGCCCAAAAGAAAUGAGCAUUGUAGCAACUUGUUCGUUCUAUGACAAUAUCCUCCAUGUCUGGAAGUGGGAGAUGAGCCUGGUUACCCCUUCAGAGACACCAAGUACUCGAUCUCCAUCUGAAACAACAGGUGAAAGUUUGCACUGACCAGUCCCAAGGGAGAAGGGCAGGAAAACUCCAGUACUGAGAGCCAUGUCCAAGCUUAUGCCCUGUCUAAUUUCUGUUGGGCUUUUCUAGUUUUGUUGUUGAGCUUGUGAGUCUCUUAAGGCUGACAUGCUGGAAUUACUGGUGUUUUUAUUUUCAGCACUGAGGAGAGCCUUUCCUUUGAGGCAUGUGGUCAGGCACAGACGUGUUUAUUUAGUUUUCCCUUAAUGUACUAGUUCAAAGUAGGAUGGCCUUGUUUGUACUUUAUAUUUGAAUCCCUUUGCGACUGGUUUGCAUUGGUACGAUUGAUCUGUUAAGCCCGUUCUCCUUCCGUCACAAACCAAACUUGUCUGUGCUGCUACGUGUAGAUGAACACAGUAUGUGAUCAGAGAGCUCAGAAGAGCCCAUGAGUAGAGGCUUAGCUGUGUGUGUAGCUUGCUGUGUGAUCUGUAAACUAGUGUGUACUUUGAGAAGACGCUCAAAGACAGUCCAGAUACUGACAGUGCACUGUGCUUACAGUGAACUUUACUAGAGAGGAAUUCCUUUUUAGAAGGAAAUCCAGACUAACCGGUAUGACAGACAGCGGUUCCGUGAUGCGAGGCUUUGUUCUGAGCGGAGCCUUUCUUGUAAGGGUUCUGGUAUAUCUGCACGGCCUGAUUUUUGCAUCAGACCUGUCACCUGAUUGCAGCCUGACUUUGUCACUCCCCAAGCAAAGCACACCCUGGUUUAGCAUAAAUUGCAUAGUGGGCCCUGCUACAUUUUAGUGCCACGCUUAACCAGCCCCCCAGCCUCUUGGUAUCAAACUCAUGUUUCCCACUCUCUGCAGCAAGAUGUACAUUUGGGUCCAAAGUCAAGACCUUUCAGUUUUUUUAAAGGUAAACAGCUUUAAGAUCAACACUUCCAAAAAGUAUAAGCAGUGUUUCCUGACAUCUUUUAAGUUCACUGUAAGUCCAGAAACCAAAAUCUUAACAACAUUGCCCUACCUACCUCCAGGAAUGGCUGCAGAAUUUCUCAUGGUUGCUCCAUCAGCUUUCUUUUUUCACUGUGAAGUAUCAGCAAAACACUGUUUCUAGAACACUUUGUUACCUUCCUAGAAACAAAAAAGCAGCUUAAACUAGGUAACUUGUAGCUUGCAUGGUUUCUUUUUGAUGGUUCUAAAGAAUUAGUUGUCUGGAGGGAAAGAAACACCAGCAACAGGUAUCUAUCUCUAACAGUGCUGCAUCAAAACCGAGGUACAGCAGAUAAGAAUUUUACUGCUUUGAAACUCCUUUUUCCAAGGGUGAAUGUGUAUUUUAGAAAACAUUCUUGAGCACUGUUACAUGAAGAUUCGUAUUAGUAUUGUGAACAAGAGCUUUUGUAACAAAAAAAACCAAACCACCCUAUUUUUGGAUGUUUCUAAAAUAAAAUCAAUAUAAGUGA
Falco peregrinus (peregrine falcon) is the source of this 3058-nucleotide messenger RNA. It is a transcript of the gene DPH7, whose product is annotated as diphthamide biosynthesis 7. Gene Ontology annotation, molecular function: protein binding. The transcript has 9 exons. The coding region runs from base 86 to 1642 and encodes 518 amino acids. NCBI's taxonomy places the organism in Eukaryota, Metazoa, Chordata, Aves, Falconiformes, Falconidae. The record is from RefSeq and is a predicted model, not a curated record.